This is a messenger RNA of Mesorhabditis belari, 1980 nucleotides long. The record is from the annotation of a GenBank genome assembly. NCBI's taxonomy places the organism in Eukaryota, Metazoa, Nematoda, Chromadorea, Rhabditida, Rhabditidae.
AUGUUGCCAAGAGAUGUAUCAUCAUUCGAUCAUGAUCCACCAAAAGAUGUUAUCGAGGUGCUACCGGCGGUUCGACGAUUCUACACGAGAGGAGAAAUAACGCUCGGCGACUACAAUCGAAACUGGCCGAUCAUCUUAUGCUGCGAGAUUUCGAAGAAGAUCGGAUUGAAUCUUGUCUACAAGCAAACGGUCACGUUAACUACGACUGGACCUACACCUGUGGUUACUGUUUGGUUUAUGGGAAUCAGCUAUCGAUACAUUUGUGGAUAUCAGCAGAUCAAUCCUACCCUGAGCGAAGAAGAGAAUGUUAGAGAAGCUAUCGGUGCUUUAUACAACAGACUCUCAGAUGUUGGGGCUGUACCCAGUGGGAUAGCUAGACUUUGUGCCCGAUUCGAGCUUUUGAAACCGGUUGUAUUGUUGACAUUGCCUUGGUUUCAACAUCUUAUGAUCAAAAUAAACGAAACGCUGUAUAAAGAUCUCAUGUUUGACAUGCCCACAAGACCCAUGAACGAGACUGCGCUUCUAGUGAAAGUGGAGUCGUUAACGAAAUACUUGCAAAGUGGUCAGCACAUUAUUGGACCAACAAGCUGUGGAGCCGGUGUUCCAAAUGUUCGACUGCCCAAUGAAAAGUUUAAAGAGAUUUACGACUGUUCGGGUGUUAGAAGUGGUGUCAUUCAAUUCCUCGAGGACUAUCUCGUCGAGGAUAGUGAUCCGCAAAAGCAGCGCAAAAGCACUACAGACGGUUCACCACAUCCGCUAUUGCUUGGUGUCCCAGAAGCUUUGACGUCGUAUCUGGAUGGACUUGAUAGCAGGUGCCCCAUUCCAUUGGCAAUUAAUGAAUUUAUCGACUUCUUCAAUGGCGGCGCUGAUAAACCAAAUCGAUGGAUACACCAAUGCCAUCGUUGUUACUUCAAACAAGCAGAACCACUAAUGCCAGCCUUGAAUCAUUUGUGCAGCAGAAAGACGACACAUUGUUUGUGCCAAUUGACAAACCAAGCGAUUUCCAAGUUAUUGUGCAAGAGAAACCUGGGCUCAACUUACUCAUUCAAAAUUUGCCCGAAAGAGAGAAGGAUCCAAAGGAGUCAAAGUACGAAGAUUUUGAUGUUUUGGGACGAGGUCCGUCUACCUGCAUACACUUCGCUCUACAAACCCUUGCCAUUGCAAGAUUUAAAUAAUGCUUUGAAGCGUCAUCCACGUCUAAAAACGCUAGCCGUGAGCUGGUUUACCGAGGAAAACGAGAAGCAAAAAGAAAAAUCACCGAGAAAGGUUCUAGAUCUCGUCCAGAAACGACGCGAACAAAAGAUCGAAAGCGCAGUCACUCCCAGAAGCCGAGAACGCAAGCGUUCUCGAGAUCGUGAGCGCAAACGUGAAAAAGCCGAAGUCCCCGAAGGUCCGAUAAGAAGUCGGAACCAAGCAUUAGGGACAGUUCUCAGUUCCGGAAGAGAUCCCAUAAGCACGAAAGUAAACGCCAAGUUCACCGAUAUCCCUUUCAUGAUGUGUGGAGCCAUAGGAAAUGCCAGAGAUGCCAGGCUUGUUUCAAGAGGGAAUGGUUCCCAAUCAGCUGGUCGAUUUGGUCUCGAACGUAAUGAUGUGAAUUUUGCAAAAGCCGUUCUCAAGAGCCCGGACUACGCGCCAAUUUUAAUGGAAAUUGCAAACUACGAACAAAAUGGGCAACUUUUCAUGCCACCAACCAGAGUCGACCAAGGAACGAUCAGGGCCCCGGUAGAGUCAAAGCGCGUGGCAAAUCACCGAAGCUCAAAGAGCGAGACACAAGUUCCAAUGGAUAUUGAGGAAGGAGGCACUGAUCCGGAAGAGACAGAUCAAGCGUCUUACGAGGAAGAAGCUGAACUAGAGAGAAAGAAUCAAGAGAGAUUCAACAACAGCUUCUCGAAUUUGGACAAAGACUGGGUAUUGAUGGUGUCAAAGGACUGUCAUGCAAUCACUUUGCAUUUAAGAGAACUUGUGCAGAACAACCGAAUA